CUAGAUGUGCUUACAAUUUACAAUUCCAAUACCUUUCAGCGUUGCCUUCCUCUGCCUCCUUUGAUGGACAAACCUCAUGUCGCCAUUUUCCCCCUCAGCGUGGGGAUGGGCCAUUUCCUUCCAUUAGCUGAGUUUGCAAAGCGUCUCUGUGAGUUUCAUGGCUUCUCCAUCACCCUCAUCAUCAGCAGGUGGUUGUGGACAUCUCAGCAACCCCCUCCUGCAACGAUUGGCCUCUUCUGCUCUCGACAUACGCAUUACAGAGAUUCCUCACAUCACUGAGGAUGAAGAAGAGCAAAAGAUGAAUAUUGAAACACGCCUUUCGAAGUUCAUGCUGAAUGCAAAGCCACACGUUGAAGACGUUCUGCAAUCGUUGCGUUCAUCUUCGCCCAUCUCUGCAUUCAUUACAGAUCUCUUCUGUACGGAACUGCUUGACGUUACCACCAAGCUAAAAGUGCCGAGUUAUUUAUUCGUUCCGGGCUCUGCUGCUUCUGUUUGCUUCAUGUUACAUCUUCCAAAGCUCGUUUCGGAGAACAAAAUUUCAUUUGAAGACGCCGAUUUUGAAGUGGAGGUACCGGGGCUUCCGCCGAUUCCAGCCAGAGAUCUACCCACUCCCUUUCAAGAGAGGUCUGAUUCCUGGUUUAAAUGGUCUUUAUACCAUGCCUCCCGCUUCAAGGAAGCAUCAGGGGUUUUCAUUAACACCCUUGCUGAGCUAGAGGAAGAAGCCAUCAAAACCCUAAGAACCCCUGCAACGCCUCCCAUCUAUCCAAUAGGUCCCUUGUUGCAUCUCACAGAAUCUGAUACCCCUGACGAGUCCGGCUGCCUCAAAUGGUUGGACGAGCAGCCUCCCUCGUCCGUUCUGUUUGUGGCAUUCGGAAGCUUGGCUAUUCUGUCAAGGGAACAAAUUACAGAUCUGGCAAUUGGACUUGAAGCCAGUGGCUACCGAUUCUUAUGGGUGCUGCGAGUGCGCGGGUUCAAAUUUGAGGACUCUUCUUUUCUUGAAACUGACAUUUCUCAACUUUUACCGGAGGGCUUUGAGAGUCGAACCUGUGACCGUGGGCUGGUGAUUCCAAAUUGGGCUCCUCAAAUACGGGUUCUUUCUCACCCAUCUACUGGAGGCUUCCUUUCUCAUUGUGGAUGGAAUUCUACACUGGAAAGCGUCUCGCACGGAGUUCCCAUGAUCACUUGGCCUCUUGGUGCGGAACAGGGGAUGAACAAGGCCAUACUGGUGAAGCAGAAUGAGGUAGCCAUAGGUUUGAAGAUGGACAACAAAGGAUUUGUGAGGAGAGAAGAAGUGGAGAGAGCGGUGAGGGAAUUGAUGGGAGGAGAGGAGGGAAGAAAGGCGAGGGAGAAAAUGAAAGAGUUGAAAGGCAAGGCUGAGAUUGCUAUGAUGGAAGGAGGGAGCACAAUCAAGGCUACCGCCGAUGCAGCCGCAGAUUUAUCAGCCUCCACUUGGAAUGUAAAAUAAUGAUAGUUUUAGCUGGUUAAACACUACAAAUUGGGGAAGACAGAGAUAUGGUGUCACUACCAAUAGUUUAUGAAAUACUCCUCCAAAGUCUACUACCAGAUCUAUUGUAUCGGUAAGUGCUAUGUAUCUGAAACCAUCAUUAAUACAAGCAACAAGCCUCUGCUCAAAUGAUGCAUAGUAUUUUAAAGUUGAGAAAUCUAUUAGCAAAUAAUAGUUAUAGAUCAAAUUUGCAGAGAAUCUAGAAAAUGUGAAGCAUAGAAUGAUCAUCGUUAUGAAGUUCAAUUUAAAGUGAAUUUUAGUAUUCUCUUCAAA
Messenger RNA from Cryptomeria japonica (Japanese cedar), 1777 nucleotides. Its product is annotated as UDP-glycosyltransferase 72B1-like. Bases 158 to 1465 code for a protein of 435 amino acids. Gene Ontology annotation, molecular function: UDP-glycosyltransferase activity. The record is from RefSeq and is a predicted model, not a curated record. The transcript has a single exon. Lineage: Eukaryota; Viridiplantae; Streptophyta; Pinopsida; Cupressales; Cupressaceae.